Messenger RNA from Triticum turgidum subsp. durum (durum wheat), 981 nucleotides. The record is from the annotation of a GenBank genome assembly. NCBI's taxonomy places the organism in Eukaryota, Viridiplantae, Streptophyta, Magnoliopsida, Poales, Poaceae.
AUGGACGAGCAGUGGAUGAUCGGGCAGACUUCCCUCAGCCUUAGCCUCAACGUCGGCGGGCCUACGGCGCGGCGAGGUGCCCCUCCGGUGAGCAAGGUCCUCGUGGAGGAGGACUUCAUGUCCUCCAGGAAAAAUCACGAGGUCGAGGCACUGGAGGCCGAGCUCCGGCGAGUGGGCGAGGAGAACAGGAGGCUCAGCGACAUGCUUCGCGCGCUGGUGGCCAAGUACGCCGACCUGCAGGGCAAGGUCAGCGGCAUGAUGGCGGCGGCCAACAACCACCACCAGUCGUGGACGACAUCGGAGGGCGGCUCCUCGGCGUCGGCGAUCAGAAAGCGCCCCCGCAGCGACAGCCUCGACACGGCCAGCCGCAACCCUUCGCCUCCGCUCACCGCGGCCGGCAGCAGCGGCCGCUUGGCCGUCAGCGUCACCGUUGGCCCCGACCAGGCGGAGUGCACGUCCGUCCAGGAGCCCUGCAACAGCAAGCGCGUCCACGCCGACGAGGUCAAGGCCAGCAGGGUCUCCAAGCUCUACGUCCACGCCGAUCCCUCCGACCUCAGCCUCCAGGUCGUGAAGGAUGGGUACCAAUGGCGGAAAUACGGGCAGAAGGUGACCAAGGACAACCCGUGCCCGAGGGCCUACUUCCGGUGCUCGUUCGCGCCGUCGUGCCAGGUGAAGAAGAAGGUGCAGCGCAGCGCCGAGGACAAGACCGUGCUUGUCGCCACGUACGACGGCGAUCACAACCACGCACCGCCGCCCAAGCAACAAAGUUCUAGUAGCAGGAAGAGCGGCGACGCAGCCGCCGUCCGCGUAUCAGCUGCGCCGGUGCUUGCCCAGCAGCAGCGGAAGCAGGAAGCUUCGACGGCGGAGCAGGUGGCCGAUAGGAAGAACCUGGUGGAGCAGAUGGCGGCGACACUGACGAGGGACCCCGUGUUCAAGGCGGCACUCGUCUCGGCGCUCUCUGGUCGGAUCCCUGUUGCUUGA